CCACCACAAACCAUCACCAUCACACCACACAGUGAUCAUCAGAAUCCACGUUCAGGGCUGAGCAACACAGGCUGCCCAAGUCCUACACCAUCUUCUGCACAGGCAGUCUAGCCUUGCAAAUCAAAGUCUUUGAUCUUGGGUGUCUGUCCUCACAACAGAGCCCAAAACAUGACUCUCGCAAAACAAGCCGUCUCUUUGUGCCCAAAACAUGGCAUCGAGCCGAUAGACAGACCACAUGGGCUGUAUUUGCAUUAAUUGUCUAGCAAACAGUAGCAGAAUACACUGGGACAAGAACUAUCAUCCGCCAUCCAUCUCAUGUUGUUGAUCACAUACCAAGUCUCACAAGGCCCAGACCAGAUGUGCACACACACGCACAACACACACUAGCUCGGCUGUUGGCGUCUCAGCGUGUCCACUUGCCACAGCCGCAUCGGCCCCAUGAGAACCAAUACGAUAGGCCGGGUUGGACCACAUGAACAGCGGACCUGAACGGCUCCGAUAAUCCCAUGAGCUCUCCGCCGUCGCCAUGGCCAUCAUUCCUCUGUCCGCCUGAUGAACGCUGGGCAACCUGGUAAUUACUGGUGCCUCUCACCGUAAUGAACGUCACCUGGCAUGUAAGCGCAGCUUUUGCCGGAAAUUUUUUUUUUUUCUUUUUCUAUUUUAUUUAGUCAAAACGGCCCCAUCGGCAAACCAGGCCGCUGGUGUUUCGGCGAUGCCCUCACUUCAGCCCUUUGGGUGGCAGCGUGCGAACACACGAGCCCUAAACUGACGGUGCCAGCAAGACAGCCAUCCUCGAGCAUCGUCUUUUGUUUCUACAAUUCGCAUACAUUUCCAUGAUCGGCACCGGUAAAAUGUGUUAGCAGUAGGCCGAACCACCGCAUUAGGCAACGCUCUGCGUCGAACAACCCGGCACAUGAGUCCAUGAUGCAACAUUUAUCUCGAACAUGACGCAAAGACUUCUGUCUUUUUCGCUUACGGAAGAAUAACCUAUCAGCAAAUCGGAGUAUUUAUCGAAAUUUUAAAGCGGUGCUGCGCCAUAGUUCGGUGGAUGUCUUACACGGUGCCCGGACAACCACCACUAAGACGGUUCACUUUGCAAUGAGAGAGCGUUGCCGCUGUAGGCCUUGCAGCGUGGGGCAGAUCUAAUGGGGGGCACGUUUUCUUCGAGAACACUAGCCUGAUCACUCCAAGAACUUGUCUUAUUUUAGAAACCAGGCAGUUGUGUUUAGGUGUGCUGCAGAUAUGUUCAAGAGCCGUCGCCAUGGCCUUGGUGUUCAUCAACUGAGACAAGUGCGCCGGCAAACGUGGUGACGAACUCAAAUGGCUGUAAUCUAGGCAGAAUUUUCCGACAGUUGGUGGCCAUCGAUCAAGUUCCAGUGGCAUUAGCCAAGCCGGUUGUCAUGAAGAGAUACCAUAUUGUGUAGAGGAAGAUCGGGUUGCUAUACAGCUACUUCGUAACGCAACGAAUUAUUAUAAAUGAAGCGACUUGGACGGCUUCAUCAUCAACUCUUUUUAUCAUCAUCACUCACACACUCACACUCACACUCACACUCACACUCACACUUACACUUACACUCCAAAGCCUCAUUCUCAAACAACCUCUCUCACACACACACUCCCACAACAACUUAGACUCAGUCCAACACCCUCACCUUCAAAAUGCAGUUCUUCACCAUUGUCGCCGCUUUCGCCGCCACUGCUGCUGCCUCAGCCAUCCCCAACACUGUCCCCAAGGGUGAAUCUGCUCCCAAUACCCUGGAAGCCCGCCAGAUGCCUCCCAUGGCUUGCCUUCCCGGCUUGAUGGGCACCCCCAACUGCUGUGCUACCGUUGUUCUCGGCCUCGUCGGCCUCAACUGUGACGUCCCCUCCAAGCCUGUCACUGAUGGCAAGAGCCUCGUCAACUACUGCGCUAGCGUCGGCCAGCAAGCCCAGUGCUGCGGUCCCAGUCUGGCUGGCCAAGCUCUUCUUUGCUCCAAGCCCAUCGGAGUCUUCUAGACACAUUCCUCCGAUUCUUACUAACCAACAAUAAUACCCUACAGCGCGUAUAUCUCACUUGAAGCAAUGGUUAAAAAGACUACCUUGUGGAGUGGCAAGCAUGGAAGUUGCUGUAUAUGUAUUUCUUACACAUAUUUUAAUAUCUAUUCCAUUUUUCUUCUUUUCUAA
Molecule: messenger RNA, 2163 nt
Organism: [Torrubiella] hemipterigena
Lineage: Eukaryota; Fungi; Ascomycota; Sordariomycetes; Hypocreales; Clavicipitaceae
Source: the annotation of a GenBank genome assembly